This is a messenger RNA of Microthlaspi erraticum, 567 nucleotides long. Lineage: Eukaryota; Viridiplantae; Streptophyta; Magnoliopsida; Brassicales; Brassicaceae. The record is from the annotation of a GenBank genome assembly.
AUGGCCUCAUCUAAAAUCAUCUUACUCGCUUCUCUUCUCAUGGCUCUGAUGUUCUCUUCCAUGAUCACUUCAAGCCAUGCAGCAAAACAUCGUACAAAGAAACAAACGUUAAAACCUAAAAGUUUUAGAUCUCAUUUCCCUCGAUUACCGAGACCCGGUUUUCUGACCAAUCCAAGACUCGGAUUUCCACAAUUCCCAAGACCUGGUUUUCUAACUAAUCCAACACCCGGUUUUCCUCAGUUUCCAAGACCUGGUUUUCUGACCAAUCCAACACCCGGUUUUCCUCAGUUUCCAAGACCCGGUUUUCCAAGCAAUCCAACACCCGGUUUCCCAACCAAUCCAACACCGGGUUAUCCUCAGUUUCCGGGGCAAGGUUUUCAAAACAAUCCCACGCCUAUCCCUCAAUAUCCGAAUCCCGGUUUUCCAAGCAAUCCAACACCCAGUUUUCCUCAAUUUCCCUCUCCUAACCCUCAAUUUCCUAAUCCCGGUUUUCCAAGCAAUCCAACACCCGGUUUUCCUCAAUUUCCCUCUCCUAACGCUCAAUUUCAAAAACCCGUUUACCCUUAG